Molecule: messenger RNA, 1095 nt
Organism: Salarias fasciatus (jewelled blenny)
Lineage: Eukaryota; Metazoa; Chordata; Actinopteri; Blenniiformes; Blenniidae
Gene: maptb
Product: microtubule-associated protein tau b
Exons: 7
Coding region: 30-671 (213 amino acids)
Biological process (GO): neuron projection development; microtubule cytoskeleton organization
Cellular component (GO): neuron projection
Molecular function (GO): microtubule binding
Source: RefSeq, a predicted model, not a curated record
GGACAUCUGGCGGUGCCAGAUCAGCUAAGAUGAUCUCUGCUCAGAGUUCAGAGUCGGUGGAUGGUGUGAACAGUCCAGGAAGUCGUUCUCCCGCCAGUCGAUCCUCCACUCCCAACAGAGACGUGAAGAAGGUGGCGGUGGUCCGGACCCCCCCCAGGUCCCCCGGUUCGGCGCGUGGGCGGCCGGCGCCCCUCCCCUCACACCCCAUGCCCAACCUCAGCAAUGUGAAGUCGAAGGUGGGGUCGACGGAGAACCUGAAACACACACCGGGCGGCGGAAAGGUCAACAUCGUCCACAAGAAGCUGGACCUCAGCAACGUCUCGUCCAAGUGUGGCUCCAAAGACAACAUCCACCACAAGCCAGGUGGAGGGAAGGUGGAGAUCAAGUCUGAGAAGGUGGAUUUCAAAACAGUGCAGUCCAAAGUGGGUUCCCUGGAGAACAUCACCCACAUGCCGGGAGGAGGAAAGAAGAAGAUCGAGAGCCAGAAGCUGAUGUUCCGAGAAACGGCCAAGGCGAGAACCGACCACGGCGCCGACAUCGUCGUUCAGGCCGAAUCUCCCCACCACCUGAGCAACACCUCGUCCCCGGGAAGCCUUAACGCCGCUGAGGCUCCGCCCCUUGACACCCUGGCCGACCAGGUGUCCGCCUCUCUGGCCAAGCAAGGACUGUGAUUGGAUGAUCCCCUGUGCCUGCUGAGCCCGCCCCCUCCCGUUACCAAGGCAACCGUUACAGUGGAAACUGUUGGAAGAAAAGAAAAGAAAAUUCAUGAUGCCUUUUUUUCAUAACUUUCACCAAAAAUCAACUGCAGAGAUUUUAUGUCACAAAGAAAAGAAACUGAAACCACAACCAAUCACAGCUCAAUCCAUUUAACCACAACCAAUCACAGCUUAGUCCAUUAAGCAACAGCCAAUCACAGUUGAGUCCAUUUAAACCACAACCAAUCACAGCUUAGUCCAUGUAAGCAACAGCCAAUCACAGCUCAGUCCAUUUAAACAACAGCCAAUCACAGCUCAGUCCCAUUUAACCACAACCAAUCCUGCUCAGUCGGUUCAUAUGACAGCCAAUCACAGCUCAGUGCAUUUAAACCACAACCAA